This is a messenger RNA of Cynara cardunculus var. scolymus (artichoke), 489 nucleotides long. RefSeq lists its product as uncharacterized. Lineage: Eukaryota; Viridiplantae; Streptophyta; Magnoliopsida; Asterales; Asteraceae. Bases 1 to 489 code for a protein of 162 amino acids. The transcript has a single exon. The record is from RefSeq and is a predicted model, not a curated record.
AUGAGUGAAGUGCGUUUGAUGGAAGACUAUUUUAUCGACAAUCCGAUGUAUGACCAGGUUAUCUUUCGAAGAAGAUUUCGAAUGCAAAUAUCUUUAUUCCGUCGUAUAGUGGAUGAUGUUACUGCAAAUAACGAAUAUUUUCCGCAAAGAUCUGAUGCCACAGAUAGACAAAGUCUUUCACCAUUGCAAAAAUGUACUACGGCCAUAAGGGUGUUGGCAUAUGGGGCAUCAAUUGUUGCAGUUAAUGAAUAUUUGAGAAUGAGUGGAUCCAUAAUAAAGGAAGUUCUCGUGCACUUCGUAGAUAGUGUCAUCACAUGUUUUGGUGACGAGUACCUCAGAAAGUCUAACGAAGCUGACUUGGCAAGACUACAGUAUGUUGGAGAUCAACGUGGAUUCCUGGGUAUGAUAGGUAGUAUUGAUUACUACAUUCAUUGGGAAUGGAAAAAGUGUCCAAGUGCAUGGACUGGACAAUAUGACGGAAGAAGUUGA